Messenger RNA from Soboliphyme baturini, 561 nucleotides. Lineage: Eukaryota; Metazoa; Nematoda; Enoplea; Dioctophymatida; Soboliphymatidae. The record is from the annotation of a GenBank genome assembly.
AUGACAAAGAUCUUGAGAAAGUUGACGGAAGUGCACAAAGUUCUGUUCGGUCGAAACUGCCUGCUGGCGACUAACAUUUGUAUAUGUAUUUCUUUAACGGCCACCGGAGACGUGGUUCAACAGCAAACGAAGCUGUUGCGUGGAAUUUCGCAGCGCUACGAUACGAGGAGGACAUUUAACAUGUCCAUGUCAGCCAUUUCUUUCGGCGUUAUCUGUCACUACUGGUACUGUUGGCUGGACAAGUUCCUGCCCGGCUACAGUCUGGCAACGGUUCUGAAGAAAGUCUUUCUCGACCAGGUGUUCCUCAGCCCGUUCAUGUGGGUUACAUACUUCGCAACGCUCGGCGUCGUCGAACAAUCUGACUGGCAACGCUUUCUCUGUCGCUGCUUGACCAGCGGCAGCCAGCUGUACAAGGCCGAAUGGAUCGUCUGGCCGCCGGCGCAGAUAUUUAAUUUUUACUUCCUGUCCACGAAGUACAGGGUGUUGUAUGACAGCUUUGUUUCGUUUGGUUUCGACUGGUACUCAUCGUACUUGUUGAACGAUCAGAAUAAUGAUGAUUAA